AUGACCACUUUAAAUGAAGAUGUGAUGGAAUUGAAAACCAACGAGCCUAUUUCAUCAUCAUCAUCAUCAUCACUAUUAAAACCUCAUCAUCAUCAUUAUCAUGAAUCAUCAGGAUAUUCGUCUAAAGAAGUUGAAUGCAGUAGUCCAGAAAAUAAGACUUAUAGUCAACAUCGACAACAUGAUACUAAAUUGAGAAUUACUGCAAACAAUAAUAAUAAUAACAACAACAACAACUAUAAUAAUAAUAAUAAUAAUAAUAAUAAUAACAAUAGUAAUAGAACAGGUGAUAUUCAUCGUCAACGCCAUAGAUUACCUACGACGUCAACAACAAUAUCAAAUAGCGGUUCAUUAUUUGUUGAAGAAUCUUCAUCAGAACCGAACGAUACUGAAGCAACAGUCAUGACUCUCGAUAAAUCGAUUCAUCGUCUAUCACCGAUCUGUGAUGAACAACUACUACCAACAACGAAUACAUUAUCAAAUAAUCAACAUUUUCCUGUAAUUAUUCAGCCCGAUGAUAAUCAUAUUUGUCCAUCUCCGUCAUCACCACUAUCAUCAACAGCAUAUUCUAGGCAUUCAGCUAAAUCACAUUCACAUCAAGCAACGCUAUUAGCUCGUCGUCAUUUUCAUGUUUAUGAUUGGACUCGUCUUUCAUUUUAUGAUAAUGUACCACCACCCCUCGGUUAUCAAAGUGAACCAUCAUUUAUCGAUAAUCAUUCUCCCACAACAACAUCAACAUCAUCUGCAGAUGAAAAUAAUACAAAACAUUCAUCAUUAAAACAUUUACGUUCAUCAACGGACAGAAAAGAUUCAGGCCUUGAUACAAGUAGCGUAGAAAAGCAAAUUGAUUCUAUUGCAUUAACAACUGAUACUGAUCCAUUACAUCGUUCAACAACUUCUCUAUCAUCAUCUCUAUCAUCUGAAAGUGAUACAACAAAUACUAUCCCAUCACCAUCAACGCCAUCACGUUUACCAACUAGUCGUAAAAUUCGUGUUAAAUGGCAUUCAUUUACAAAAUCUCAUCGUCCAAGUUUUAAUUCAUCAAAAUAUCAUCUAGGACAAAUGUCUGUUGGACAAUUAUUUGCUUUACGUCGUGCAGCAUCAAUACGUAUACAAGAAUUACUUGAUACAACAAGAAUUUUAUCCUCAAAUACAGACGAUCAAAUACCAGCACUCAUUCAUACAACAGUGGCAACAUCACAAAGUUUACUUGUAACUGCAUUUAGUGCCGUGCCAAAAUUAAUCAUUCGACGACAUCAACAAAGAAAAGAGGGUCAUCGUGAAGUAAAAGAUAUUAAAAAAUCUGUAUUUGGUGUAUCACUUCUUUCGAUGACUCAACGUACUGGACAUCCAGUACCGAUAACAAUAAUAUCAGCAAUGAAAUAUUUAAGACGAACAUCAAUUGAUAGUGUUGGAAUAUUUCGUAAACCUGGUGUGUCGCAUCGUAUAAAACGUCUACAUGAUUUAAUUGAAUCUGAUCUUGAAUUUCAUCAAUUCGAUGAUUUCAGUCCAUACGAUGUAUCUGAUGUAUUAAAACAGUAUUUUCGUGCAUUACCUGAAUGUUUAUUUACAAUAAAAUUAUCUCCACUAUUUCUAAAUAUAAGUGAACAUUUCUCUGUCAUUUCAUCUUCAACACCAAUGGAUUCAACAUUAAUUAAAUUAAACAAUGAACGUCGUCUACUUUCCUUACAAUACGCUGUGCUUCUAUUACCAGAUGAAAAUCGUCUUGUUUUACAUUUACUUUUAUCAUUUUUAAAUGAUGUUUCUAAACAUUCAAAAACCAAUCAAAUGAGUUCAAUUAAUCUGGCAACGUGUUUUGCACCGACUCUAUUUUCAUUUUAUAAUUACAAUAAUACUCAUAAUCAUAGUAUAGAUCUAACUGAUUCAGCAUCAGCAUCAAUGCGUAAACAUUCACAAUCAAUGGCUGCCUCUAAUAUAGUGGGUAUGCCUGAUUGGAGAGAAAUUCAAGAACAACGUAAAGCUAUGGAAAUUCUUGCAUUUUUAAUUGAUAACGUCCGUUUAUUAUUUCUUGUACCCGAUGAACUUCAUCAAGCAUGCCAUUUUUCUUAUAUCGAAAUUGGUGAACCAUGCACACUUGAUGAAUUAGCUCGUCGUGUAUCAGAAGCAACAACAUCGAUAACAAGUACAACAACACCAGCUAUAAACAAAUAUCGUCGAUGUUCAUCCAGUCAUCUUGUUGGUAAGCGUACAGCACAGCAACGUGCCACGGAAAUCGGUACAAUAUCAGCAUCAGACUCUAUUGGUUCAUUAUCGUCAUCUCCAUCAGUAUCAUCCUCGUGUGAAAAUAUGUUAUUAAAUGAUAGUUUAAAUGGAAAUCAGUGUCAAACAUCACCAUCAUCAUCAUCAACAACAACAAAAUCAUUUUCAUCAUCACAUUUAUUAAUGAAUGACACAAAUAAUUCUCUAACUUCUUUAUCGUCAGCAAUAAAUUCAAAAAAUUCUUCCUAUCAAGGAUUUAUCGAUCGCUGUAUUGUUGAAGUUAUGCGUGAAUCAUGUUCUAAUAAAUUAAAAGGAUGGACAUCAUUUGGAAAAAACAAUGAAUUAGAAUUAGCAUUUAAAAAAUUAGAUGAUGGCCAUCCACUUGGAUUAUGGAAAUGUUCAGUGGAAAUUGAAGCACCACCUAUUGAAAUAUUGAAUCGACUUUUAAAUGAACAACAUUCAUGGGAUGAUGAUUUUCAAUCCGGUACAAUAAUAGAACAGUUAAAUCAAAAUACACAUGUUUAUCAAUAUACACUAAAUUCAAUGGCCCCUCUAGCAUCACGAUAUUUUUGUGAAGUACGUAGUUGGAGAACGAAUAUUCAAAUAAAUAUAAAUGGAAAUUAUCAAAAUUCAAUCUCAACAAAUGAUACUAAUGUAAUGACAGCUCCUGCUGGUUCAUCAUCAUUGGCAUCAUCAAGUGCAAUAGCAUCGUUCAUUACAACCCAAAAUCCGAAUAAUCAAAAACGAGAUGCUUGUGUACUUGUUUGUACAUCAAUUGAACAUCCAAAAGCACAUUGUCCACCAACGCUUGUUCGUGCUGUUACACUAGCUUCUCGGUAUUUAAUACAAUCUGUUGGUUGUGGAAAAUCAAAAGUAACACAUUUAAGUCGUGUCGAUUUAAUGGGACGUUCUCAUGAAUGGUAUACGAAAGCAUAUGGUUCAAUAUUAACACGAUCAAUGAUCAAACUCAGAGAUUCAUUUAUCCAUUUAAAUACGGGACCCGAAACAAAAGUCUGA
Molecule: messenger RNA, 3234 nt
Organism: Rotaria socialis
Lineage: Eukaryota; Metazoa; Rotifera; Eurotatoria; Philodinida; Philodinidae
Source: the annotation of a GenBank genome assembly